CACUGGCCUUCUUUAUUAUUUUCUAAUUUAAAGCCACCGAUUAGGACUCUUUAUUUUCAGUUUUGUAAAUUAAAUUAAAUUUAAUUGAUCAGGGCCUCUUCUUCAGUCUACGGUUUCUUUGUUCAACCAGGUCAUGCUUUUGAGGUCUUCAUUGAAAAAUCUAGGACAGACUUAUCAAACAUGUGUGUUUUGCACGGGCAGUGAUCGACAGUUUUAUAAGCUCUGGAGGGAGAGAACCCAUUUGAUAGUUUUGGUGAAGAGGUAUAGCUGUAGAAAAUAUGGGGCUGUUGGAUAUUUUCAUGACUUGUUGCAUCAUGAGCCUGCUGAACUUCUCAAAUCAAGAUGUUUUCAUUGUCUAAGUUUCAAAAGAGACCGGAGAAUGGUUCAUAAAGGUGAUUUGGUUGUUAUUGGAAUCUCUGUUGGUUUGGCCCUUGGUAUCUUGAUCGCUUCACUCAUAUUUUUCGGCAUAUGGUGGUACAAGAAGCGUUCUAAUCUCCGACAGUGCUCAAAUGAGCGUAUUCUUCCAACUCUUCCAAUACGCAUGAAUGGCUUGGGGACAAGCAAUGACUUUAGUGCAUCCCUUGCAAGUUCUAUUACCAUCCAGGGAUCAGAACACCCUCAGAAAAGCUCUCCGGUUUCUUCUUGGUGGAAUCAUCACAGUAAAGAUCAGUUUGCUUCUUCAUCAGGCAUACUUAGAUACUCUUACAAGGAUAUACAGAAAGCUACACAAAAAUUCACAACUGUUUUGGGACAAGGUUCGUUUGGUCCUGUAUAUAAAGCUGUCAUGCCUACUGGAGAAGUAUUAGCUGUAAAGGUUCUUGCUUCUAACUCAAAGCAGGGGGAAAAAGAGUUCCAAACAGAGAUUUCUCUAUUAGGAAGGCUGCAUCACCGCAAUCUUGUGAAUUUGUUAGGAUAUUGUAUAGAUAAAGGAAGCCACAUGUUGAUCUAUCAGUUCAUGAGCAAUGGAAGCUUAGCAAACCACCUUUACAAUGAUGAAGAGCGAUUUUUGAGUUGGGAAGAAAGACUUCAAAUUGCUCUUGAUAUUUCGCAUGGAAUUGAAUAUCUUCAUGAAGGGGCAGUCCCACCUGUUAUACAUCGUGAUUUGAAGUCAGCAAACAUAUUGCUGGACCAGUCAAUGAGAGCUAAAGUUGCUGAUUUUGGACUUUCAAAUGAAGAGGUCUUCGAUGAGCACAACUCUGGCUUGAAAGGUACUUAUGGCUACAUAGAUCCAGUGUACGUAUCCACAAACAAGUUCACCGUGAAGAGUGACAUCUACAGUUUUGGUGUUAUCAUCUUCGAACUUAUUACAGCCAUCCACCCACAUCAAAAUCUAAUGGAGUAUGUUGAUCUUGCUGGUAUGAGUCCAGAUGGUGUUGAUGAAAUACUAGACAAGAAGCUGGUUGGAGAAUGCGACAUUGAAGAAGUGAGGGACCUAGCUGCCAUUGCCCACAAGUGCCUGCAAAAAUUCCGAAGGAAGCGACCUUCAAUAGGAGAAGUUUCACAGGCUAUAUUGAAGAUAAAACAAAGGCUCCUCGAUAAGGACAUGUCUAAAGAAUUUUCACGAGUUCUAAGCAGGAUAGAGGAUCAACAGGUGGAGUUGAGUAGGAUGGCCAGCAUAAAAGAUGGCGGCUGAAUGCGCAGAGUAUCCUUUUGAUCAAGGGCGUAGGCAUGUUAAAGAGGUGGAUAUGCUAUUGCCCAGGUAAAGAUUUUAUUAAUGUCUUUUUAUUAGU
Populus euphratica (Euphrates poplar) is the source of this 1730-nucleotide messenger RNA. RefSeq names its product probable leucine-rich repeat receptor-like serine/threonine-protein kinase At5g15730. The coding region runs from base 134 to 1633 and encodes 499 amino acids. The record is from RefSeq and is a predicted model, not a curated record. The transcript has 9 exons. NCBI's taxonomy places the organism in Eukaryota, Viridiplantae, Streptophyta, Magnoliopsida, Malpighiales, Salicaceae. Gene Ontology annotation, molecular function: ATP binding; protein kinase activity. Gene Ontology annotation, biological process: protein phosphorylation.